Messenger RNA from Neopelma chrysocephalum (saffron-crested tyrant-manakin), 824 nucleotides. Its product is annotated as zinc finger protein 154-like. The annotation marks the transcript as partial. The record is from RefSeq and is a predicted model, not a curated record. The transcript has 2 exons. Lineage: Eukaryota; Metazoa; Chordata; Aves; Passeriformes; Pipridae.
GCCUUCAGGUGCUUGGAAUGUGGGAAGAGCUUCAGGAAGAGCUCCAACCUCCUCACCCACCAGCGCAUCCACACUGGGGAACGGCCAUACCCAUGUCAGGAAUGUGGGAAGAGUUUCAGGGACAGCUCCACCUUUAUCCGACACCAGCACAUCCACACUGGGGAACGUCCCUACACAUGUCGGGAAUGUGGGAAGAGCUUCAGGUACAGCUCCAACCUCCUCACCCACCAGCGUAUCCACACCAGAAAACGGCCUUACAAGUGCUUGGAAUGUGGGAAGAGCUUCAACCUGAGCUCUAACCUCCUCACCCACCAGCACAUCCACACUGGGGAAUGUCCCUACUCAUGUAGCAAUUGUGGGAAGAGUUUCAGUAACAGCUCCUCCCUGAUCAAACACCAGCGCAUCCACACUGGGGAACGGCCAUACCCAUGUCAGGAAUGUGGGAAGAGUUUCAGGGACAGCUCCACCUUGAUCCGACACCAGCACAUCCACACUGGGGCACGGCCCUACACGUGUCGGGAAUGUGGGAAGAGCUUCAGGUACAGCUCCAACCUCCGCACCCACCAGGGCAUCCACACGGAUGAGAGGCCCUUCCGCUGCACCGACUGCGGGAAGGACUUCAAGCAGAACGGCAACCUCAUCAGACACCGGCGCAUCCACACGGGGGAGAGGCCCUACAAGUGUGAGGAGUGUGGGAAGAGCUUCACUGACAGGUCUGGCUUGACCAAACACCAACGGACCCACCAGUAACUGAAGCCCUACCAGUGCCCCAACUGCAGGAAGAGCUUUGGCCGCUGCUUCCACCCCGAAUGAAGCCCCUGAUG